CCGCACUCGCGACGAAUGAUAGCCGAGCGAUCGCGUGUGACCGCGGUCGCGUUCACUGCAUUGUCGCACACCACGCUUUCCGUCCCGCGGCACUUGAUAGCUCUCUCGAACAACGGUGAUCCUGCACUGAGCCCGUUUAGCCAUAGUAGCACUUGACGGUGUGCCGGAGACCAGUAUUUAUAUUUUCAGACGGACAUGCCUCUGCGAACGGGCUUGAACGUCUUUAUUCGGCGCUGGGCUUGCAGUUCGCCGAAACACACCGUGCAGCGGCGAUUCGUUUCCACCGGCCCAUUCGUAGUCUCGGAAGAAGUGUCGGCUGCACUGCACGAUGGCCGCGCCAUUGUCGCACUGGAGACAAGCAUCAUGACCCAUGGAAUGCCCUACCCGGAGAACAUCAGUACGCAGAAAGAGCUAGAAGCCAUCGUUCGAGGUCGUGGUGCUGUGCCAGCCACGGUUGGCGUUCACGGUGGGAGUCUUCAUGUGGGUUUGGACAUGAACAGCCUAGAACAUCUGGCACAAGUGGGUAGUCGGGCAGCAAAGAUAUCGAGACGGGACCUACCUGCGGCGCUGUCGAAGGGACUCUCCGGGGGAACAACGGUGUCGGCAACCAUGGUAGCGUGCAACCGGGCCGGCAUUCAGGUGUUCGCCACCGGAGGCAUCGGAGGAGUGCACAGGGGCGGAGAAUCCACUUUGGACAUAAGUCCGGACGUCAUGGAACUUGGCCGCAGUCCUGUCACUGUCGUGUCAUCCGGCAUCAAGUCAAUCCUGGACAUAGGCCGCACGCUUGAAGUUCUGGAGACCGAAGGCGUUUGCGUGGCAGCCUUUGGAGAGAGCCAGGAGUUCCCGGCGUUCUUCGCCGUCCGCAGCGGGUAUCAGGCUCCGUGGCGUGUUGCUGAUGCCGCUGAGGCUGCUUCCCUUAUCGAAAGCCGAAACGCACUGCACUUGGACAGCGGUGUCCUGAUUGCGGUGCCCAUUCCGAAGGAAUUCGAAGCAGAUGGAAAUGUUAUCGAAGAGGCCAUUCAGCAAGCGCUCAGGGAAGCAGAGGCCGCCGACUUGACGGGCAACGCCGUGACGCCGUUCAUCCUGCAGAAACUGACGGAGAGGACCGCGGGCGCCACUCUACGAGCCAAUGUCGCCUUGAUCAAAAACAACUCGGCCAUUGCUGCGGACAUUGCCAGUGCUCUUGCCAAGAUUGAAGGAGAGAACAAGCAACGCAGCCUGUUUCGUCCAUCGAUACCGCCACAGCCAUCCCCACCGGUAGCUAGAACUUGACAAUGCAUGUUGUGAUAAAAGCUGGUAUUGCGCCCA
Molecule: messenger RNA, 1308 nt
Organism: Dermacentor silvarum
Lineage: Eukaryota; Metazoa; Arthropoda; Arachnida; Ixodida; Ixodidae
Product: pseudouridine-5'-phosphate glycosidase-like
Exons: 11
Coding region: 196-1272 (358 amino acids)
Molecular function (GO): pseudouridylate synthase activity
Source: RefSeq, a predicted model, not a curated record